Molecule: messenger RNA, 189 nt
Organism: Dibothriocephalus latus
Lineage: Eukaryota; Metazoa; Platyhelminthes; Cestoda; Diphyllobothriidea; Diphyllobothriidae
Source: the annotation of a GenBank genome assembly
CUACCUUUGUUUGUUCCCAUUGUGUUCCUGUUGGGCGAUCUCUUCGUUCUAAUUUUGACGAUUUAUCAACAGCCGAGGGAAUCGCUUUCAAACAUUAUUUUGAUCCUGUCGGCAAUCCCCAUUUACAUUAUCGGAAUCGGUUGGAAGCGCAAGCCCAAGUCCUGGAUCCGACUCAUGCGUACGUCAUAA